Messenger RNA from Monodelphis domestica (gray short-tailed opossum), 2613 nucleotides. The record is from RefSeq and is a predicted model, not a curated record. NCBI's taxonomy places the organism in Eukaryota, Metazoa, Chordata, Mammalia, Didelphimorphia, Didelphidae.
AGCAUCAACUAUCAUCUGAGCUCUUCUAAACUGAUUUACAGGCUCCAGAGAGCAAGGACUCAAGAAAGGCUACCCCCCCAUCCCAAUGGGAACGUUAAUUCAGACCUCAGGAGCAGUGGCAUUGAGGCCUACCCAGAAACCACCCCUGAAUUGCCCCAGCUCCAGUUGGCACAGGACCUUCACUCAGGACAUGGAUGAAAAUUAGCCUGGGCUCUCAAACCCUGGAUCAUCAGACGGGGCAGUUUCCAAUUUGAUCCCUAGGGAUAAGCUCUGCUCCCCAACAUUGAAGACAGGAAAGAAUAGGAGCCAUUUGAAGAUCUCCCUCUGCACACUGGCUCCUGGGCCUCUCUAAGGGACUAUGGAGGGCAACAAGGCUGACAGCCUCACUAUAUAGAAACUGAGGUUCAAAGGAUAGACUCUAUCCUACCCUUCACCCAGAAGCUAAGGAGACUCCUUUGCAAAGGCCUAAACAUGGUUCCCCUACGCACAGCUCCUUCCUCCUUCCAUAAACCCCGUCGCCUUGCCUCAAGGCGUCAGCCAAGAAUUCCAUCGAGUCAGCCACCUCCCAUCCAGGCUGGAGUGAAGCCUCCUAUUCAUGUGCAGAUUUCUGAGCUGCACCGAAAAAUCCAAUUGUUGGAGGGCGACCGUAAGUCCUUCUAUGAGAGCACUCAAUGGACCAUCAAAAAGAACAAGCAAACCAUUAAGCAUCUUCGGGAAGAGAACAAGAUAUCAUACCAUAGGCUGUCAGACAUGCUCAGUGGUGAGGAGAAAGUAGUUCGAUGGGUCAUCAAAGAAUGGAAAGAUGAAAAGUCUCAUCUGAGAAACAAGAAUGGGGAGGAAGCCCUAGCCCUUGUGGAUCAUCGGCUGAAUGAAAAGAUGAAGCAGCUAAAUUCCCUUCGACAUGAAGCAGAACUAAAGCAGCGACGAAUUGAAGAGCUCCAGUUACAGCAUUCCCUUCGAGCUCUAGAGACAAAUGAACUACGGGGCACUGACACUGAGGUGGCAAAGACCACCCGCAACUUAGAAAAUCGACUGGAAAAGGCCAAGCUGAAGGGUGAUGAAGCAGAGAACAUUACUAAAGUUUAUCUGCAGCUGAAGGCCUACAUGCAGGAUGAGAGCCUGAACUUUGAGAACAAACUGGAUGCAAUGGAGGCUGAAGUCAUUCGACUAAGACGUGAGUUCUCAGAACUGCAGGUUGUGAACCAUGAAGCCGAAGUAGCUCGGGACUCUGCCAAGAGCCAACUUCAGAAGCUAGAGGAGAACUUAUUCAAAGAUAGGAAGGAGAGAGAGAAGGUCAUGUUGGAGGCCAAGAAGCGAACAGAAGAGAAGAAGCUUUUGAAUGAGCGGAUUGAGAGGAAGACCCAGCAUCGUGAUCAUAUACCACUUAGAUCUGAAGAAAUUGUAGAUAUGCAGGGAACAAAAGCAGACAUCUUAAAGGGCCGCUGGCACAUGUUCCAGACAGAGAUUGCUUUUGAUAGGAUCAAGGAAGCCACUGGUGUAGCUGAUCCCAAUUCUGUGGUGCGCAGGUUCUUGGCCCAGGGUGAUGCAUUCACACACUUGGAGUCUCUAAGAAAACAGAAUGAUUUGACCCUUGCGAAGCUUAGACAAGAGAAGAAGCAUCUGCAGCAGGAGCUCACUGAGCUCAAGUACGCAGGAGAGACCAAGGCCAUCAGGAAUGAUCAAUUUAUGGCUGAGCUACAAACACAUGUGAGCACCCAGGAGAAACAAGUGGCAGCAGCUAAGGAGGAUCUGGAAAGUACUAUUCGAUCAUUGUUAUCUGCCAAGGCUGGGGUUGAGCAUCUGGCCAUCAAAUUGCAACCCAUCACUGUGGAGAAAAGCCAAUUUGCAAAAAAGGAGCUAAACCCUAAUGCCCCAGAUUAUGUGCUGGAUCUCAUGGCUCAGAAUGAGGAGAAGCUGCUCCAACUUCAGAGUGAUAUGGAGGGGCACGAUGUGCCAGACCUACUGCAUCAUCUUACUGAGCAGGAGUAUUAUGCCAGCCUGGAGGGGAAGCUUCCUGCUUUCAACACCCGCAUCUCACUGCCUUCAGAUACUACCAAGGACAAGUUCUUUGAUGAGGAAGAAAGUGAAGAUGAGACUGGGGAGAUAGUGACCCGAGCAGCCUUGAAGUUCCAGUCUCAGAAACUCAUAGAGUCCAGAAGCAAGAAGAGAGGCCGAUCCCGAAGGCGGUCAUAGGUUCCAUACCCUCCUAGCCUAGCUGCCAGUGCCCCCUUCGGGGCAAGGGCAGUCACAGACCCCAACCUGGACCAGCCCCAGGUUCUUUCUUGAAGGCCCAACUGUUGGACCUAGAUCCUCUCCCCUUCCUCAGGGUGUAGCCAGAGGAUUUGUGUCCCUUCCUACUUAGGAAUUAAGUCUUAGGAGGCUUUUUUCACCCUUAAGGCCUGCAAGAGUAGCAGUGUCCCUGUCCCUUGGGAGGCAGGCCCAAGGCCUUGCUGGUUCAGCUUUGGGGUCGUGGAACUUAAUGCCUGAUUGUUCCCACCAUCAAUCAUAAAUCUCCUGGGGCUGGGGAGGUUGGAGGCCCUGUAUGACACUCAGGGCCCACUGCUCGACUCCCAGUGGUCAUUUUUUAUUUCAGGCAAUAAAAGUUACAAAGGA